AUGCGGCGGUGCAAAGAGCUGGGGAUAUCGUGUGCCGAGUGGGAGAGUCGCUGCCCGCCCGACGCAGCAGCCAUCGUGUUCGUAACGCCCGAGUCGUCAGUGGGAGAAGCGUUCGCGACGUUUUUGAACCGGCUGCGAGCAACGCGGCAGCUGGACCGUAUCGUGAUCGACGAGUGUCACAUUGUGUUGAACCGUCGAUACACAUUCCGCAAGCAGAUGCAACAGCUCGGCAGGCUGGCAGCAGCCGAGACGCAGAUGGUGCUGUUGACAGCAACGUUGCCGCCGACCGAAGAGGACGAGCUGUAUCGACGGAUGCAUUACGAGCGAGGGCAGGUCAAGAUGUUUAGACAACUAACCACAAGGACGAACAUGGCGUAUCAGACUAUCAAGAUUAGCCAGUCUGCGAAGAAGAAGGACGUUGAGUUGAUGGUCGUCAAGACAGUGCGGCAGAAGAUGCGGAAGUACAGGACAGGCAAGCUCAUCGUGUACGGCAAUUCGAAGCCGAAGGUGAAGGCGUUGGCAGAG
Molecule: messenger RNA, 525 nt
Organism: Didymella exigua CBS 183.55
Lineage: Eukaryota; Fungi; Ascomycota; Dothideomycetes; Pleosporales; Didymellaceae
Exons: 1
Biological process (GO): double-strand break repair via homologous recombination
Cellular component (GO): cytoplasm; chromosome
Molecular function (GO): nucleic acid binding; ATP binding; four-way junction helicase activity
Source: RefSeq, a predicted model, not a curated record